AUGUGCGCUGACGGAGAUGCGAGACAUGUCCCAGGUAAUCUUCAGCUGCCCAUAGGUAUUGAUGGUAUUUCCUCUUUAUGCUUCGUUCCAUCUAUUAACAAGAAAGUCCUUGUCGUCGGAACCACUGGUGGCCGUAUAAGACUUCUUGAUUGUUCAACCAGCAAUACCGAAACAUUAUACCAAAAACGUUGGCAUAAAAAUAUAAGAUGCAUAUCAGUUAGCCCAUUCUCUUCGUCAACAUGUAUUACAGCUUCCAAACAGGCCUGUAUUAAAGUCCACGACUUGGAAACUAAACAACGAAUUUGUCACUUCACCCCAGCAGAAGAUUCUUCUCCUUAUUCCUCUCUUAUUACAGUCGCUGAUCACCGUUUUAUAACUGGAGAUGAUAACGGCUUAAUUAAGAUGUGGGAUGAUCGGGAGAAAGGUGGUAAUUGUUUUACAAUCAAACCAAAUACGGAAGAAAUGGACAAUGAUCUACUUGGAAUUAAUGAUUUGGCUGUUGGGGGAGAUCAUCAGGGAACUCUGCUCGCAGCAGUGGAUUCAGGUUGUCUGGUUACCUAUAAUAUUCGUCGAAGACGACUUGAGCUGGUCUCUGAACCCCUUGGAUUUAGUGCUAGAUCAGUUUGCAUCGUCAAAGAUGGGAAGAAGGUUCUCCUGGGCACCGAUGAAGGUUUGGUAAUGACCUACAAUUGGGGCGAAUUCGGCAGCAACUGUGAUCGUUUUCCGGUUCGCACCAGUCGAACUCGCGUCGAUCAUCGAUCGGGCAUCAAAUUCUUUGACGAUGCUGGUUGUCCUUCAGUAGAAAAGAUUGUUAAAUUUUCAGAGGAUACUGUCGUUAUUGCAACGGAUGAUGGUGCUAUCAGCCCUGUUCAUAUUCUCCCUAACCAAAUGCUCAACUGUAUUGGAUGGCAUACGGCUGAAGGCGUCUCUGGAAUAGACGCAAGCGGUGGCGAUUGUAUGACUUUGGCGCUGUCUCCAGGACACGACCCUUCGGAAAUUAUUUUGGCUAGUGGUCUCCCACUCGCAUCCAGUCUCAAGUUCUGGUCUCUCUCACAUCUUGCCGAAGAAGCUCAAUCCCAUUUAGAAGAACCGACGGGAAAAUCUGCCAGUGGACGCAGUGCAAAGGCAAAAGUCAUUUCAAUUGGUGCUGAAAAGGAGAGGAGGUCAUUUCUCUCGGGACUGAUGGAAGUUAACGAUGAUGGUGAUGAUGAUCAGAAUGGCAACGAAAAUGCUAGCAGUAGUGAUGCUGACAGUAGUUGUUCUUAA
Molecule: messenger RNA, 1266 nt
Organism: Rodentolepis nana
Lineage: Eukaryota; Metazoa; Platyhelminthes; Cestoda; Cyclophyllidea; Hymenolepididae
Source: the annotation of a GenBank genome assembly